Messenger RNA from Aedes albopictus (Asian tiger mosquito), 636 nucleotides. Its product is annotated as neurofilament medium polypeptide. Lineage: Eukaryota; Metazoa; Arthropoda; Insecta; Diptera; Culicidae. The transcript is spliced from 2 exons. The record is from RefSeq and is a predicted model, not a curated record. Bases 9 to 428 code for a protein of 139 amino acids.
CCCAAGCGAUGAGUUCUGCCAGUAUCAGUUGUGCAGAUCUUUCGUCUCAGAACAGUUUUGAAACUCGAGAAGCUCAAGUGUUCCCUGUUGAAAAAAAAAUCCGAAUCAAAAUGAAGGCAGUAGCAAUUUUGAUGAUUUUGGCGAUGGUCAGCGUUUUGGACUUUGCUGCUGCAGCACCCAAAUUUCAGCGGGGACGUGUUGAACGAUGGGCCCAGGAUCCCGAGCCUACCGAGGGCGCACCAGAGGCCGAAUCGGAAAAACCGGAAGAGGAAGCAGAGGAAAAGGAAGAGGAAACUUCGGAGGAUGAAAGUGGUGGCGAUGAAGCCGAAGGGGAAGAUCAUCAUGGGAAACAUUGCCCCCAUGAUGAAGAAUCUGGACAAUCCGAAUCUGAACCAAAUGCUGAGGGGCCUGCCAAGUCGGAAAAGUGAAGUUAGAUUAGGUGGCAUGUCGGUGUAGCUCGAUAAUAUUUUGUUAUUAUGAAGUUCUGUAUUACAUAGGCGUAAGUGCAGUAAUAAAAUUAUUGAUAAACAAUUAUUCUCUUUAUAAAAUGAGGAAAUUUGAUCUAUAUGAAUAUGUGUUUUGAUAUCAAGUUUUUACAGAAAAAAACAAAAAUAAAAAACUGGUUAUAUUGAUAUA